Molecule: messenger RNA, 834 nt
Organism: Lachnellula hyalina
Lineage: Eukaryota; Fungi; Ascomycota; Leotiomycetes; Helotiales; Lachnaceae
Exons: 2
Coding region: 1-834 (277 amino acids)
Molecular function (GO): phosphatase activity
Source: RefSeq, a predicted model, not a curated record
AUGCCUCCAAAAACAGACUUCCCACCCAUCCGCGCCUGCCUCUUCGACCUCGACGGCCUGCUCAUCGACUCUGAAGACAAAUACACCAUCUGCACCGAAGCCGUGCUGGCCCGCUACGGCAAACCGCGUCUCCCCUGGUCCAUCAAGGCGAAGAUGCAAGGCCGGCCCGGCCCAGCCGCCGGCGCCAUCUUCGAAGCGUGGGCCCAACUGCCCCUGACACGCGAAGAAUAUUUAAAAGAACUAGUUGAGUUGCAGAAGGUGCAUUUCCCCACCGUGAAACCGUUGCCGGGGACGCGGAAAUUGCUAGGGGAUUUAGCGGGGGCUAGGAGUAGGAGUGGGGAUGGGGAAAAGGAGGGCGAGAAGGUAUGCGUGGCGCUGGCGACGAGUAGUCAUCUGCAGACGUUUGAGCUGAAGACGGAGCAUUUGGAAGAAUUCAUGAGUGUUUUCCCUGCCCAUAGAAGGGUGCUUGGAGACGAUGUGCGGAUAGCUACCGGGCGAGGAAAACCAGCGCCGGAUAUCUAUUUGUUGGCACUGAAGACUGUGAACGAUAGUUUGGCGCCGGGGGAAAAGAAGAUUGUGCCAGAAGAGUGUCUGGUGUUUGAGGAUAGUGUGCCGGGGGUUGAGUCGGGGCGGAGGGCGGGGAUGAGGGUUGUGUGGGUGCCGCAUGCGGGGCUUAGGGAGGAAUAUAGGGGGAAGGAGAAGGAUGUUCUGGCGGGGAGGACGGGAGAAGGCGAGGGUGAUCUACACCAGGUUGGGGAGAUUGAUGAUGGGUGGUCAGAGCAUUUAGAGACGCUAGAGGAUUUCCCGUAUGAGAAGUAUGGGAUCGUUGUAUGA